AUGGCUGGCGGAAUCCCAGUAACUACGUCUCGUCGAAGGGCUCUCGCGGGAGAAUCAGGAUGGAAAGGUCUCGUACGAAACCGCAAAAUAUUCGCGAUAGCAGUAUUUGCUUCUCUUGGAGGAUUGCUCUACGGUUAUAACCAAGGGGUUUUUUCCGGAGUACUCGGGAUGUAUGAUUUCGACUCAAGGAUGGCCUCAGUGGUCAACGAUCCCACCAAGAAAGGUUGGUUUGUCUCGAUCUUGGAACUUGGAGCCUGGUUCGGUGUUCUUACAACUGGUUACUUUGCGGACAAACUCUCCCGCAAGUACACUAUUGAGCUGUCUGUCGUUGUAUUCUGUGUUGGCGUCAUCGUUCAAACUGCUGCUCAAGGCCCACAAUCCAUCUACGGGGGACGUUUCAUCACCGGUUUGGGAAUCGGAUCGCUGAGUGCUGUUGUACCACUUUAUAACGCCGAGCUCGCACCGCCCGAAGUUCGAGGAAGUCUCGUCGCGCUGCAACAACUUGCCAUUACCUUCGGUAUCAUGAUCUCUUUCUGGAUUGACUAUGGCACAAAUUUUAUCGGUGGGUCCGGUUCAACUCAAUCUGAAGCGGCGUGGAGGAUCCCAUUGGCACUCCAACUUGUACCCGCUCUGAUUCUCGGAGCUGGAAUAUUGUUCAUGCCUUUCUCGCCUAGGUGGCUCAUCAACCAAGGCCGGGACGAUGAAGCGUUAGCUGUCUUGAGUAAGGCCCGCUGUCUCCCCUCGGAGAGUGAACUAGUCCAGAUAGAGUUUCUCGAGAUAAAGGCCCAAUACCUUUUCGAAAAGGAGAUCUCUGCAGUAAACUUUCCAGAUUAUCAGGACGACUCAUUUGGAUCUAAUGCGAAGCUCGCGUUCUACUCAUAUCUGAGUCUCUUGAUCAAUCCAACACUUUUCCGUCGAAUCAUGGUUGGAACUUUAACUAUGUUCUUCCAACAAUGGACUGGCGUGAACGCAAUAUUGUACUACGCUCCCAGUAUCUUCCAAAAUCUUGGCUUAACUGGAAACACCACGGAUCUCCUUGCUACUGGGGUGGUCGGAAUUGCGAUGUUUCUGGCUACCAUUCCCGCAGUGAUUUAUGUCGAUCAGGUUGGCCGAAAGCCAGUAUUGGUUUCUGGCGCAUUUUUAAUGGGAGCUUGCCAUCUAAUCGUAGCUGUAUUAGUGGGGUUGUAUCAUGAUUCCUGGCCAAGUCAUGUCGCUGCGGGCUGGGCCGCGUGUGCUCUAGUUUGGGUCUUUGCCAUGGGUUUUGGCUACAGUUGGGGACCGUGUGCAUGGGUGAUCGUAGCCGAGAUCUUCCCAUUAAGUGUUCGUAGCAAGGGUUUGUCUAUCGCAGCCAGUUCGAAUUGGAUGAACAAUUUUAUUGUUGGACAAGUAACACCUACUAUGAUAGCUCACCUGGGAUUUGGAACGUUUAUCUUCUUCGGCGUCUUUUCACUGUUAGGCGGAUUUUUCAUCAUGUUCUUUGUUCCGGAAACGAAAGGUGUCACUUUGGAAGAAAUGGAGGAAGUGUUUGGCGUGACUGGACAGAACCUGGCAGUUGAGGAUGCGCAACGACUGGAUGCUAUUCAUAGAAGGAUAGGCCUAGUCACGGAUGAGGCUCCGUUUGAAGUUGAAGGGAAAUUCGAUGAAUGAGGCAGAAUCUAUAUACACUGCGGGGAUGAGCCGAUUUCCUCGAGGCGAAAAUGUGGGUUUUAUCUCGAGGUUAUGUACAAAAAUAUGGCAGCAGAUAUUUUGAAGGGAUUGAGCUGAGGUUAUGGUAAAAUUAUGAAAAGAUAAUUCAAAAUAAGCACGGCCCCCC
Molecule: messenger RNA, 1813 nt
Organism: Lentinula edodes (shiitake mushroom)
Lineage: Eukaryota; Fungi; Basidiomycota; Agaricomycetes; Agaricales; Omphalotaceae
Product: general substrate transporter
Exons: 22
Coding region: 1-1647 (548 amino acids)
Biological process (GO): transmembrane transport; carbohydrate transport
Cellular component (GO): membrane
Molecular function (GO): carbohydrate:proton symporter activity
Source: RefSeq, a predicted model, not a curated record